UGAAUGGGUACGAAUGUAGGGAGGAAGGCAUAAUUUGGUGGUAACCGCGCAGAUGGAUUAAGUAAAUUGUAUACCACUAGUAAAAUGCGACACGCUUAUAAUUUGCUCGCUGUUAUUUGGCUACAAUCCCUUCUGAUCACAGGGAAUGAGGACCUGCCGAAAUCCAUUAAUAGCGAUCAGAACGGAGAAACAACUAAGUCAUUAUUAUCAGCAGGUGUUUAUGCAAAGUUGUUUGCUGAACGCCGAAGGGAGCAUCAACUAAUGAUAAGGAAAAUGUUGGCAUCAGAAAACUAUGAAAAAAACUUCAAGCUUUUGCAAUUGGCCUACAGGAAAAUUUUUGAAGUAAUAUUGGAAAAAAAUAGCACACUGACUUCUUAUAGUUUUGUGCCAGCACAAGAGCCAUUUCCUCAGAAUAGUGAUUUACAAGAUGCAGUCACCGUCACCUUGGAAAACUGCUGUAUUGCAGCCGAAAGUCUAUUACAUUUUCCUGAGAUAAGUUAUCGUAUAUUUGACAAAAAUAAUUUUUUGCCAUGGAAAUUAAUGCUGAAUUGGUGCAAUGAAUUUGUCAGCUCUUUCUCAUAUCUCAUCGAUGAAUCUACAAUCAAAUUGAUGGAUCUUUUACUCCAAGAAAUCAACGAAGAGCAACGCACGCCUAAUUAUGUGAAUCCUUACAAUAAGGCACUUAAUAAUCACGCAACGAAAAAGCGAGAGAAACAACAUAAGAAACUGAAGAAGGGUCCAUAUUUGAGCGGAGGCAAAACAGAGUUAUAGUAAUCUUGUUCUCUUUUUACAUUGUAUAUUUAUGUAUAAAACCUAAAUUAUUAAAGUAAAAGAAAACACACGCAAA
This is a messenger RNA of Anastrepha ludens (Mexican fruit fly), 847 nucleotides long. Its product is annotated as coiled-coil domain-containing protein 134-like. The transcript has 3 exons. NCBI's taxonomy places the organism in Eukaryota, Metazoa, Arthropoda, Insecta, Diptera, Tephritidae. The coding region runs from base 85 to 771 and encodes 228 amino acids. The record is from RefSeq and is a predicted model, not a curated record.